Schistosoma turkestanicum is the source of this 786-nucleotide messenger RNA. NCBI's taxonomy places the organism in Eukaryota, Metazoa, Platyhelminthes, Trematoda, Strigeidida, Schistosomatidae. The record is from the annotation of a GenBank genome assembly.
GAUUUAAACACCUGGAGCCGUACCGAAAGAUCAAGAAUCGAGUGCAUAGAAAUCAAAUGAUUUAACGAAUCUCUGAAAAAUAUAUUGGAUAUUGGAUCGACUUUGGUUGGUAUGACAUCUGUUGUCUGCGCAUUUCGACUUGAUGGAAUCGUCAGGACAAACUCAAAAUGGUGAAGAAAACCUUAAUUCUUAUGUUACAAAACCACGAUUCGAUCAGAAAUUUCGACCUUGGGCAGUGAAGAGCAUCAUUUCUCGGCUUUUAAGAGAACAGCUAGAAGGGGAAGUAUACUCCCCUGAAAAUACACAUGAAAAGUGCAUUUCGUUAGCGGAUGAAAUUAAACUCACGCUGAAGAAAAGUCUAUCGUUACAACGUUAUAAAUAUUUGGUACAAGUCAUCAUCGGUGAACAGAAAGGGCAAGGAGUGAAAGUGGCUCGUCGCUGCUAUUGGGAUUCUGAUACUGACCACUAUGCAGAGGCUUCAUUUGUCAAUGACUCUCUUUUCUGUGUUGCUUUUGCACUCGGUGUUUAUUGCUAUUAAUUUUAUCAAUAUUCACACCCAUAAAGUGUUUGUAAAUAUUUUAAUUUUCAGUAAGGUAAUACUGAUUGAAAAUUGUGGUAAACUCACAUGUGGGUGAAAAUAAUAUUUGUAUAUAUGAUGUUCAAUUCAUUUUUUCGUUGUAUGCGUUUUCAAAAUAAAAGCAUAAAGUAAAUAUCAAUGCGGAAACAAAUUUACAAACACUACCAAUCAUGUCUACAAUGUUACGAUCAGAUCAUUUGCCUUUGAGC